Entamoeba dispar SAW760 is the source of this 1161-nucleotide messenger RNA. RefSeq lists its product as uncharacterized. The record is from RefSeq and is a predicted model, not a curated record. The coding region runs from base 1 to 1161 and encodes 386 amino acids. The transcript has 2 exons. NCBI's taxonomy places the organism in Eukaryota, Evosea, Mastigamoebida, Endamoebidae.
AUGCAAACAGAUCAAGUUAAGACUGUUGUUAUUUCAUGUGAUAAUAAUGAAGGCAAAACGAUUUAUAAUGAUAUAAUCAGAUUACCUAAGACUCUUUAUCAAGAGUAUGAAAGUCUUUGUAAAGAAAGAAAGAAACAAUAUUAUUGUCUAUUACAAACAAUUUCACAGAAACGUUUUAUUGGGGUAGUAGGAGGAGUAUCUCAAGAUGACACAGUUCAGAUAGAGUGUGAAAGAUUUGAUGCAAUAGAAGGAGGGAAUCUAGUCUUUUCAGAAUUAAAAGAAGUUAAAGAAAUCAAGAUUAGACCAUUGGAUCCAUAUUUUUAUUGUUCAAAGAAUUACAAAAUAGUGAUGAAAGGAUUAUUGCAGGGAUUUCACUGUGUUUAUAGUGGAAUGGUUCUAUCAUAUUAUCUUCCAAUACAUUGUGGAAUUAAAAAGAUUUAUAUUGAGGUAGAGAGUGUUAAUGGAAGUGAAGGAUAUGGAUAUUUAAAAGGAGAAGACUUUAAAUUGAGUAUUCAACAUCCGUUUGAAGCAGAAGAGAUAGUUAAAGCUAUGAAAAAAGAUCAAAUAAAAAGUGAAGAAUGGAAAGUAUCAAACAAGAUAAGUCAAUGUGAGUAUUGUAAAAAUGAUAUUCGAGAAGAAAAGAUGGAUGAACAUUUGUUUGAAGAAUGUAAAUAUCGGGCAGUAGAAUGUGAAGGAUGUAGAUUAUAUUAUCCUAUGUGUUACAAAGAAGAACAUCAAAAAGAAUGUUUGAAAUAUCAAAAAAUAAAAGGAGAAAAAGAAAAGAAAGAAGAAAAGAAAGAAGAAAAGAAAAAAGAAGAUAAAGAUAAAAAAGAAAAUGAUAAAGAGAUUGCAAUAUUAAGAAAGGAAAUGGAAGAAUUAAGAAAAAUAAGAAAUGGGGAGAUAAUAAUAAAUAAAGAAGUCAUAAUAAGUGAAGAGGUUCAAAAAACAUUGGAAGGAUUUAAAGAAAAUAGUGACAUAAAAGAAGAGAAAUCAAGAAUAGAAGAAAAAGAGUUUUCAGAAGAUGAAUAUGAAGAAUUACUUAAAGAAAAAAAUAGAAAAGAUAAAAGAAAAAAGAUUUCGGACGAAAAAGAAGAAUUCGUAUUAAAAGAUGAAGAAAAAAUAAAAAAAAAGAAAGAAAAAACAAGAAAUAAUAAAAAAUAA